Messenger RNA from Emys orbicularis (European pond turtle), 966 nucleotides. Its product is annotated as D-beta-hydroxybutyrate dehydrogenase, mitochondrial-like. The record is from RefSeq and is a predicted model, not a curated record. Lineage: Eukaryota; Metazoa; Chordata; Testudines; Emydidae. The transcript is spliced from 4 exons. Bases 1 to 966 code for a protein of 321 amino acids. Gene Ontology annotation, cellular component: intracellular membrane-bounded organelle.
AUGUGGGAAGCGCCCGCUCUGCUGCUGCUCCUGCUGCUGCUGCUCCUGCCCCUGGCCAGGCUCCCGCGGCCGGCAGCGCUGCAGCCCGCCGGCCGGGCGGUGCUCAUCACCGGCUGCGACAGCGGCUUCGGGCACCUGCUGGCGCUGCGCCUGCACCGCCUGGGCUUCACCGUCUUCGCCGGCUGCCUCUGCCCGGGCGGGGAAGGGGCGCAGCGGCUGCUGCGGGAAGCCGCCUCCGGCUCCGGCCGCCUGCGGGUGCUGCCGCUGGAUGUCACCCGGGAGCGGGACGUGGCCGCGGCCAAGGAGAUGGUGCUGAGCAACCUGCCGGAGACAGGUUUUUGGGGACUGGUGAACAAUGCUGGAAUAUCGACAUUCGGCGAGACAGGGUGGCUGCCUAUGGAGAAAUAUGAAAAAUUUGUGGAUGUGAAUCUCCUUGGGUGUAUAAGGACAACGUUGGCAUUUCUUCCCCUUCUAAGGAAAUACAAGGGACGUAUGGUCUUUAUGUCUAGUGUUACUGCAUACUUCACUUUGGGGAAUGGCAUUUACUCUAUGACCAAGGCAGCCAUAGAAAAAUUUUGUGAUGCCUUAAGACUGGAAAUGAAGAAGUUUGGAGUUCUGGUUUGUGUUAUUCAGCCAGGAAAUUACGCACGUUCAACUAAUGUUCAGCCACCAGUCAAUGCGGAGCAGAUCUGGAAUGAACUCAGUGAGGAGGAAAAGGCAGUGUACAAUAAAGAAUAUGUGCAAGAACGUUCAGACUUUUUCAACAACAUACUUAAGGAAGGGUGCACCACAGGCCAUGAAGUUGUAGAUGCCAUGGUGGAUGCGUUAAUGUCUCCUGCGCCCAAGGCACGUUAUAUGGUUGCGAAGCUAAAGGAAAAACUGUUGGUCUUUAUAUGCACAGUUUUCCCAACUGUUGUGAUGGAUUCAAUUCUGUCCUAUGCACUGAGUAAAGUAAAACUCACCUAG